Molecule: messenger RNA, 3908 nt
Organism: Manis javanica (Malayan pangolin)
Lineage: Eukaryota; Metazoa; Chordata; Mammalia; Pholidota; Manidae
Gene: TGM2
Product: transglutaminase 2
Biological process (GO): peptide cross-linking
Cellular component (GO): mitochondrion
Molecular function (GO): protein-glutamine gamma-glutamyltransferase activity
Source: RefSeq, a predicted model, not a curated record
GAGAGUGGGCCCCUCACUGGGCCGUGAGAGCUUCGCCAGGCCCCCGCCUUCCCGCACGCCCCGCCCCCGGCCCGCCCAAAGCGGGCUAUAAAUUCCCAGAGCUCCCAGUCCCCACCGUGCCUGCUGCCAGUGGUCCGCCCCUGGAGGGUCCUGCCACCAGUCGGAGGAGCCACCGCCACCACCUGCCCAUGGCUGAGGAUCUGGUUCUAGAGAGAUGCGACCUGGAGCUGGACGCCAAUGGCCGAGACCACCACACAGCCGACCUGUGCCGGGAGAGGCUGGUGGUGCGGAGGGGCCAGCCCUUCCGGCUGACACUGCACUUUGAGGGCCGAAACUACGAGGCCAGUGUGGACAGCCUCACCUUCAGUGUGGUGACUGGCCCUGCCCCCAGUGAGGAGGCCGGGACCAAGGCCCGGUUCCCGCUGUCUGAUGCUGUGGAAGAGGGUAUCUGGAGGGCCGAGGUUGUGGACCAGCAGGGCAGAGCCCUCUCGCUGCAGCUUAGCGCUCCGGCCAAUGCCCCCAUUGGCCUGUACCGCCUCAGCCUGGAGGCCUCCACUGGCUACCAGGGCUCCAGCUUCGUGCUGGGCCACUUCAACCUGCUCUUUAACACCUGGUGCCCAGAGGAUGCUGUGUACCUGGACUCAGAGGAAGAACGGCAGGAGUACGUCCUCACCCAGCAGGGCUUCAUCUACCAGGGCUCAGCCAAGUUCAUUAAGAGCUCACCUUGGAACUUUGGACAGUUUGAAGAUGGGAUCCUGGACAUCUGCCUGAUGCUCCUGGACGUCAACCCCAAGUUCCUGCGGGAUGCUGGCCGGGACUGCUCCCGCCGCAGCAGUCCUGUCUACGUGGGCCGGGUGGUGAGCAGGAUGGUCAACUGCAAUGAUGACCAGGGUGUGCUGCUGGGACGCUGGGACAACAACUAUGGGGAUGGCAUCAGCCCCAUGUUCUGGAUCGGCAGUGUGGACAUCCUGAGGCGCUGGAAGAACCACGGCUGCCAGAAUGUCAAGUAUGGCCAGUGCUGGGUCUUCGCCGCUGUGGCCUGCACAGUGCUGCGGUGCCUCGGCAUCCCCACCCGAGUUGUGACCAACUAUAACUCGGCCCACGACCAGAACAGCAACCUGCUCAUCGAGUACUUCCGCAAUGAGUACGGGGAGAUCCAGGGUGACAAGAGUGAGAUGAUCUGGAACUUCCACUGCUGGGUGGAGUCGUGGAUGACCAGGCCGGACCUGCAGCCGGGGUACGAGGGGUGGCAGGCCCUCGAUCCAACACCCCAGGAGAAGAGCGAAGGGACAUACUGCUGUGGCCCGGUUCCAGUUCGUGCCAUCAAGGAGGGCGACUUGAGCACCAAGUACGAUGCACCUUUCGUCUUUGCUGAGGUCAAUGCCGACGUGGUGAACUGGAUGCAGCAGGAAGACGGGUCCAUGCACAAGUUUGACAACCAAUCACUGGUGGUGGGACUGAAGAUUAGCACUAAGAGCGUGGGCCGCGAUGAGCGGGAGGACAUCACCCACACCUACAAGUACCCAGAGGGUUCCCUGGAGGAGAGGGAAGCCUUCACGAGGGCCAACCACCUGAACAAGCUGGUUGAUAAAGAGGAGGCAGGGGUGGCCAUGCGAAUUCGAGUAGGCCAGAGCAUGAACAUGGGCAGUGACUUUGACGUCUUUGCCUACAUCACCAACAACACGGCCGAGAUACACGCCUGCCGCCUCAUGCUCUGUGCCCGCACGGUCAGCUACAAUGGGAUCCUGGGGCCUGAGUGUGGCACCAAGGACCUGCUCAACGUUUCCCUGGAGCCCUUCUCUGAGAAGAGCAUUCCCCUCCGAAUCCUUUAUCAGAAGUACUGUGACUGCCUGACAGAGUCGAAUCUCAUCAAGGUGCAGGGCCUCCUCAUGGAGCCCGCUGCCAACAGCUACGUGCUGGCUGAGAGGGACAUUUAUCUGGAGAAUCCAGAAAUCAAGAUCCGGAUCCUGGGAGAGCCCAAGCAGAAUCGCAAGCUGAAGACCGAGGUGUCCCUGCGGAACCCACUCUCCCUGCCCCUGACAGGCUGUGCCUUCACUGUGGAGGGGGCCGGCCUGACCAAGGAGCAGAAGGUCGUGGAGAUCCCAGACCCCGUGGAGGCAGGAGAGGAAGUCAAGGUGAGGGUGGACCUGCUGCCCCUCCACGUGGGCCGCCACAAGCUGGUGGUGAACUUUGAGAGCGACAAGCUGAAGGCUGUGAAGGGCUUCAGGAACGUCAUCAUUGGCCCUUCCUAAGGGGCCCCUGUGCCAGCCCCACCUCGGCCAGCCGAGGCCCCUAGAUAGAUCCUAAUCGUUAUACCAUGCUAACAAGCAGAGUUGUCCCUUCUUGGGCCCCUGACCCAGGGCAGGGUGGGCUGCCUCUGGUUACUCUUUGGAAUGGAAUGUACUUCUGGCCCAUCCUGUCCCCAAGAGCCUGUUUCCUCAUCCCCUUACCUGUGAGGAAUGUUCUGUACCUCCACUGACCUUGGCUGACUGGGCCUGGGGCAGGGCAGGAGGGACUCCCACCUCCCUUUGCAUCCCAGAUGCCAUUUGGAAAGUCACUACCCACCUGCCAAAUUGUUUAACCUACUCCAGAGCUCCUUGGAGCAGGUGAAAAAGAGACAGUGUGCUCACUGGCUGGGUCAAGGAGCUCAGCUCCCUAGCAUGUCCUGUGCCUCUUCCCCAGGGGCCCUUGGGAGAGCCGGGGCAGGUGCAGCUGGCGAGGGGCCAGGGACAGCCAGACCCAGGGUCCCCAUGUCCCGGCAGCCCUGGCCCAAGAGCCCCCACCCGCCUACCACUGUGAAGCACCUACUAAGUGCCAGGUGCUUCCUGGCGCUCAUAUGGCCAUCAGCACAUUUAAUUGCCACGGAAGCUGCAGAGUGGGAUCUGCCCCCUCACUUCGGCAGGCUCAGAGAAGGCGUGGGCUCGAGAACAUUUGCAAGGCUAGGUGAUGUGAGGGCUCGGGAACAGAGCCCAGGCCAUCUGACUCCGAGUCCAGUGCCUGUUCAUGACAUCAUCCCUGACCUGAAGAUGUCAAAAGAGGCCAUUUGGGACCUGAACAAAAAGACCCAGUUGGGGCAGGGAAGUGGGAAAGGCAGUGGAGUGGUCACAGCCCUGGGUUCGAGUCCAGCCAGCCACUGUCUUCUCCUCUCUGGGUUCAGCAUCCUCACUGGUCAUAGGAGUGGUUGAACCAGCUCAUCUCUAAGGCCUCUCAAUUCUGUAGUUCUGAUGCCUUACAUGACCUGGCCUGGCAAAUGACAGUGAGUCCUACUCCCUGGCUCCUUAGACCACAGGCCCAGGAUGUUUCUGAGCCUGACCUAUGACCAUGGCCACCCCCCAGCCUCAGCCCUGUCCAGGUUCCCCACCUGUGCCAAAGCACCUUCCUUCUGACCCCGGUUCUAGGGGAAAAGAGCCCCAGGGCCCCUGUCCCACCCAUGAGCCUGCCUGCCACACUGCCUAGACUUCACACAAGCCUCAGCUAACUGCACUGGCCACUAGCCAACAAGGUCGGCACCUCAGGCACUCCAUCUUUGCAGGGUCGGGGCCCUAGAACACAGCCCUCACCCCUGAGUUGUCAUCUCUGACUGUAUCCCUCCUCUCUGCACACGGCUGGGCCCCCUCUGGCUAGAAGAGGGAAGGUGGUAGAAUUCUCUAUCUGGGGUUGGGUCACAGCCUCCCAGGGCCCCUGAAUCCCAGAGAAGGACUUGGAGUAUCACACUGGUGCACUCAGAACUUUCUGCACUUCCCAGGAACGAACCACACAAUGAGCCGACAUGUAUAUAUUCCCAAAAAUAUCACUGUUUCUUCAUGGUUUUAUAAACGCUUUUGGGUUCCAAGCAGGCAUUAGAUGUGCUUUUGAGCCACGGGGAGUGAGCACUGAAAUAAAAGGGUUUAUUUUUCACAUUCAAACAA